CGUUGCCGCGUCAGGAACUACCAGGCUGCUGCCAUGAGGAGAGAGACGGACGAUAACUUGUUUGACUACAGUGGAGCCGCGAAACAUGGCCCCCCUCCUAAACCGACCCGGCGGCAGGGUGGCUGGGCAGAGGAAAGCUCUGGGUCUGGCUCUGCCAAAUCAAGAAGACCAGCAGCCGAGGAUCUGGAGGACCGUCGUCUGCGACCACAAACUCCCCAGGGAUCAGAUGAUGAAGGAGAUAUUCCGGUGAUCCCAGACCUUGACGAAGUGCAGGAAGAAGAUCUUACAAUGCAAGUUGCGAUGCCUCCAAGCAUCCGGGUGAACCGGGUAAUGACCUACAGAGAUCUGGACAAUGAUCUGAAGCAUCAUUCUGCUUUCCAAACCUUAGAUGGAGAGAUCGACUUGAAGCUCCUCACCAAGGUUUUGGCGCCGGAGCAGGAGGUGAAAGAGGAGGAUGUGGGCUGGGACUGGGAUCAUCUGUUUACAGAGGUGUCCUCAGAGCUACAGAUGGAAUGGGAUCAAGGAGAGAACGAGGAGACGGGGCAGAAAGGAUAGUGACUCUGGUUAAUUUGUUUCUGUUUUUGUAAAGAAUGUAUUCUUAUAAAUAUAUGUACAGUUUUUUUUGUAUCUUAAAAAGUUCUCUGUUCAGGAAUCAGUGCAAAGACUAUAUUCCUUUUUUUACAUUUACUCUCUUGACAUUUCUCUUGUUCAUGUGUCCUAGAUUCAACUUAAACAGCCAAAAGGCAUUAUCUGAAAAAUCCCUCUGAAAAGAGCCGUUUCAGAUAAAAAUGUCCUCUCUGUACUGGCAGCAUUAUCAACACACACAUACAAGUCCAAGGUUGAUAAUCAGCUAAGCUGAAAUCCAGUUGAUUGUGUUCAAAUUAACAUUCCUCAUUAAAGCC
This is a messenger RNA of Cololabis saira (Pacific saury), 902 nucleotides long. RefSeq names its product intraflagellar transport protein 43 homolog A (gene ift43). The transcript has 8 exons. Gene Ontology annotation, cellular component: cilium; intraciliary transport particle A. Lineage: Eukaryota; Metazoa; Chordata; Actinopteri; Beloniformes; Belonidae. Bases 34 to 555 code for a protein of 173 amino acids. Gene Ontology annotation, biological process: intraciliary retrograde transport. The record is from RefSeq and is a predicted model, not a curated record.